UAACGGCGGAGAUGAAACAUGUUUUCGGAUGAUGUACAUUUAUUGAUCGAUUUCCCAAAUUAAAAACGACUUUAACCUUAGUUAGUUAAAGAAGAAACAAUCCAAGUCACUUCCACGAAAUUAGAGGGUAAUUCUUAUUUUGCACUCCAGCACUAAGAGCUGUAGAGACUUGUAUUUCAAAGCUUUACAUGGAUGGAUUUUCCUAAUUAUGACGCACAAGAAGGUCACACGUGCGCCAGCUAUACCAAGAUGGCGACGGGGGAGUCACAACAGAUUGUUGAAAAUGUCUUAAAACAAGCGGAACUUCAAGAGAAGCGAUUCAAAACGACUGAAGUGGUCAAAGCUCUUGACGUCGAUCUUGAUCUUGGUAAUCUCUUGGCUGUUGAUCCGAACCCUGUAAAUGUUCAGGAGUUCAGACAAAGCAGAGAUUCAUAUCUUGCAUCGCUAACAAGAGACAACACCCAACUCCUUUUUAACGAGAUAUGGAAGCUCCCUGUGGAGAGAAUAGAUGACGUAAUUGUUGCAAAGAUGCCGGACCCAACAACAAAUCUGCCAAGGGAAAAACAUGUACCCAAACCAAAGCCAUUGACCAGAUGGGAGCAGUAUUCCAAAGUGAAAGGAAUCAAAAAGAGAAAGAAGGGACGUAAAGUCUGGGAUGAGGAACAACAGAAAUGGGUGCCUCGCUGGGGUUACGGCAGCAAGAAUGACGAUAAGAAGGAUUGGGUGUUGGAGGUACCAGACAAUGCUGAUCCCUAUGAAGACCAGUUCGCUAAGAGGAAAAAGGAGAAACGAGAAAGGGUGGCCAAGAAUGACUAUCAACGACUGCGGAAUAUUGCCAGGGCACAGAAACUUAAAAUCCCUGGCCCCGGUGUGAAGCCCAAGGCUCUAUCCAACAAGGCAGAGGUCAACUUGGCCAUCCAUGCAGCUAAGCACUCCACUGCUUCCAUUGGGAAAUUUGAACAGAAAUUGCCAAAGGAACCGAUAACAAAGCAAAUGGGCAAGAAGCGAAAGUUUGAGCCCCUGUUUGGUGAUAUUGGGAGAGAACGCAACCGAGAAUUGGCAAUUCUGGACAGCAUGAAUAGAAAGAAGCCAAAACUUGAUGUGACUAAGGCUAUGAACAAAGAGAUAAAAGAAAGCCAGGCACCUCAACAAGCUGGCAAGGGGGAGAGGCGGAAGGGGAAAACGGGCAAGAAGACCAAAACCUCCAAGAAAGCUUUACCCAAGACCACCAAGAGGAAGAAAGGCGGCAACACCAAGAAAGCCAGGAGGCGUUAGGGGGACGCCAGCCUUGCGAUGGGGAGGAAGUCCAGUCUCUUACACAGCCCCAGCUCAGAGCAGUCAAACAUGUGACUGGUUCAGGAAAAACACUGGUAGUCACUGGGCCCAUGUUUGGUUGCAACCAUGCCUGAGACAUCCAUCGUUGAUACAGCACAGAUACUGGCCUUAAGCCUUGCUCUGUUACAGACUGUUGCAUUUACAUGCAAAAUUUACAAUGGUUUUUUUUUGUGGGGGGUGUAGCAAAGCAAGGAUUAUGUAUACUCGCUGACUGUUUAAGGGAAUUGGAAUCCUACACACUCAUUGCUUGGAGGAGGGUAGGUUCCAUGCAACCUAGCAGCUGUGUUCCUUAGGGUCAACAAGCCUCAUACCUGCCCUGGCUUGCACGUAUAUUGUGUGGAAUACCUAUAUGUGUACGAAUUUCACAAUAAAAUGCUCAAAUCCUCUUGUGGCCUUUGCAUAGGGGCUGUGCACACACCUUGACAGCCUAGACUAUCAGUCACCAGUGAGAGGGUGCUUGUGCAUGGAUGCCAUGGAUAGAGCAAAGUUUUGAAUCAUACCAGGAAGCCCCGUGGUAGCAGUGAAAGUCUUGUGUCAGUAGUAGGGCCCAGUUUCAUGGGAAUAAAUGCUUGGUAAGUGAAAAUGCUUUGCAAAAGUGGGAACCAGUCAGAUGAUUUUGCGGCUGGUCACGUAAAUUAUUUGCUCAGCAGCCCUGUGAAAUUUUGUGUACAAAAUAACUGGUCUUUGAAGGCUUUAUCUGCUUUGAAGGCUGUAACUGUUGGAGGUUGCCAUCACAAGAUCAGACAUAAGCCCUAUCGCAAGACCAGGCCUGAGCCCAGUUGCAAGUAAAAAGAUCAAUAGUGAAAAAGGAUUGCUUUUGUUGCGCUCCAUUUGAAUAGCUUGUGACUAUGGGUCUCGACUUGACACUGACACUGCCCGAGUUCUAAAAUCGAUCAGAAUGUGCACAAUUCUUCUUUCAUCUUUAACAAAUUAAUUUUUUUCUAAAAUGAGUGUAUAAAGGGAGCAAGGGAAAAGUCAAAUAGAUUAUUGCUUUCAUGUUGAUUUCA
Messenger RNA from Acanthaster planci (crown-of-thorns starfish), 2342 nucleotides. RefSeq names its product ribosome biogenesis regulator 1 homolog (gene rrs1). Gene Ontology annotation, biological process: ribosomal large subunit biogenesis; endonucleolytic cleavage in ITS1 to separate SSU-rRNA from 5.8S rRNA and LSU-rRNA from tricistronic rRNA transcript (SSU-rRNA, 5.8S rRNA, LSU-rRNA); ribosome biogenesis. The record is from RefSeq and is a predicted model, not a curated record. Gene Ontology annotation, cellular component: preribosome, large subunit precursor; nucleus; nucleolus. Gene Ontology annotation, molecular function: protein binding. NCBI's taxonomy places the organism in Eukaryota, Metazoa, Echinodermata, Asteroidea, Valvatida, Acanthasteridae.